AUGCCUCUGUUAUACGUGCGAGCUGUAGUCCCCUUUGAGGCCGGGGCCAAUGCGACCGACGUGCUGAUCAACCAAGUUCACUUCAAUCGUACCGCACUGAGCUACUACCACUACACGCUCUUCAGCAACGGGACCCUUUCGAAUGAGACGGACUGCUAUCUCGCCUUUGAUGAGUUUCAACCGCAAAUGUUCGCCAAUGGGUCUUUCGUGCAUGGAAUCUCCUGCUACGCACCCAUUAGAGACCUGGGUCAGCAUGCCUCAGCCGGUCUGGCGUUUGCGUUGAUGUUUUGCAUCUCCAUUGCCAUCACUUUGAUCAACCUGCGCAAACAUGGCCGACGAUACCUGCCCGUCGAUCACCGGUGGUCUGUCAUGGGCCGGCGGGGGAAGUGGAUCUGGAUGCUCUUUGUCGCCGCCUGUGGGGCUAUCAGCUGUUUCAUGAGCAUCGACGUGGACCGGGACUAUAUCGUGAGCGUCCCGUUGAUCCUGCAGAGCGUCUUCUACACUCUCCUUACUCCAGGGAUGAUGGCAGCUGUAUGGGAAGGAGUACGGCAUUGGGGCUCGUGGCAAGAACGACAGAUCUACGACCGGGAUCCUUAUGCGUUUCAAGUUUCUAACAGCCGAGAGCGCCAGGAGUUCGUGCUCCCCAUCCUCUUCUACGCAUGCGCUUUCGCCAAUUUCUUCUUGACCGUUCCGCGCUCGUGGACUCCCAUUGAGAUGCAGCGCAGUCCGGAGCAACAGAUCAAUGAUGCGAAACCGGUCGCUACAGAUGCCCGGUGGCGUGCUGCCGGCUUCGUAGCGAUGGGUGGAGUUCUGGUGAUCUGCUACAGCCUGGAGCAUAGCAUCUACCGCUACCGGAUGCGGCCGACCAGCACAAUGGGCCAGCUCCUGUUCUACCUGAAUGCCGCCCCAUCGCAGUUUCUCAUAGCCAUUGCGCUGCUAGGGGUGAAGAUCGGAUACGCCAUUGCUUCCUCUUUUGACUGGACAGUGUCACCCUUGAAAUACGGGGUUAACUCGGGCUGGCUCUACGGGCUAGGGUACACGCCGCCGCUGCUUCUGCUCAUUUUAUUCAACAUUUGUGGAUUGUGUGAGCUCAACGACGACCAGGCUUUGAUCAUCCAGCGGGACGAAUUCGACAAUGCAGUUGCCGAUGAUGUGGGAGUCGGACAGAGGAAGCCCAGCUGGUGGAAGAAAGGCCAGACGUUUGUUCGGGAACUGAGUGACCACCGCCGGCACCGGUCCUCGCAGCAGGACGAGCAUGACAUGAACCGGUACGUUGAGAUGGGCAUCAUCAAACCACAGGAGCAAUUGCAGCAGAGUGGCCGUGACCCGUCGAGCCCCAAGCCGGAGACGUGGGUGACGACUCGUACUGCCAGUCAGGGUAGUGAAUUGACUGCUGUGGCGCGAACGGAUAGUGGUCCUGAUAUAGCGCAGCAUAUCGAGUACACCGUGCAGUCGGGGAAUCUGUCCCGGAAUUCUUCCAAUGAGAUGGGAUUAGCACCAAGGCAUCCACAAACAGAGCGGAGCAUGCUGGAUGGUUGA
Molecule: messenger RNA, 1539 nt
Organism: Aspergillus sclerotioniger CBS 115572
Lineage: Eukaryota; Fungi; Ascomycota; Eurotiomycetes; Eurotiales; Aspergillaceae
Product: DUF2434 domain-containing protein
Exons: 2
Coding region: 1-1539 (512 amino acids)
Source: RefSeq, a predicted model, not a curated record